UCUGCGGCGUCAUGUCACUAACUGUCCAUCUCUCCUGUCUCCUGGCCCUGUUGGUGGCAGGCCUGGCCCAAGGCAUCAAGAGCUCCCUCAGGGGCCAGGACCCAGGUCCCCAGCCUCUGGAGCUGAAAGAGGUCUUCACGUUGUUCCAGAUCCAGUACAACCGGAGUUACUCACACCCAGCAGAGCAUGCUCGCCGCCUGGACAUCUUUGCCCGAAACCUGGCCAAGGCUCAGCAGCUGCAAGAGGAGGACUUGGGCACAGCUGAGUUUGGGGUGACUCCAUUCAGUGACCUCACAGAGGAGGAGUUUGGCCAGCUUUAUGGGCAUCAGAGGGUGGCUGGAGAGGCCCCCAGUGUGAGCCAAAAGGUAGGGUCUGAAGAGUGGGGGCAGUCAGUGCCCCUGACCUGUGACUGGCGGAAGAAGGCUGGAAUCAUCUCACCCAUCAGGAAUCAGGUAUCUGCCCCCUUGCGGCCUGGCCCAAUCCAGUCCUGGUGGCGGGAGGGGGAGGGGAGGGGCAAGGCCUGCAUUCCCUACCCCCACCCCCAUCCUUCUACCACUAGCAAAACUGCAACUGUUGCUGGGCCAUGGCAGCAGCAGGCAACAUCGAGGCCCUGUGGGCCAUCAAAUACGAUCAAUCUCUGGAAGUCUCUGUGCAAGGUAUGGCUGGGGGAGGGGACCUGUGUGACUGAGGCGGGGGUGCCUGAGGCCCGGGCACCCACACUGUCCCUGCUUGCACCAGAGCUGCUCGACUGUGACCGCUGUGGGAAUGGCUGCAAGGGCGGUUUCGUCUGGGAUGCGUUCAUAACUGUCCUCAACAACAGUGGCCUGGCCAGUGAUAAGGACUACCCAUUCAAGGGGAACAGCAAACCCCACAGAUGCCAGGCUAAGAAGCACAAGAAGGUGGCCUCGAUCCAGGAUUUCAUCAUGCUGCAGCCCUGCGAGCAGAGCAUCGCCAGGUACGUGGCCACCCAAGGCCCCAUCACUGUGACCAUCAACAUGAAGCUACUGCAGCAAUACCAGAAGGGUGUGAUCAAGGCCACAUCUACCACCUGUGACCCCCAGCUUGUGGAUCAUUCUGUCCUGCUGGUGGGUUUUGGUAAAAGCAAGUCGGUGGAGGGGAGGCAGGCAGAGGCAAUCUCAUCCCGGUCUCAUCCUCAUCCUCGCUACUCCAACCCAUACUGGAUCCUGAAGAACUCCUGGGGGGCCAACUGGGGUGAGGAGGGCUAUUUCCGGCUGCAUCGAGGGAGUAAUACCUGCGGCAUCACCAAGUACCCACUCACUGCCAGAGUGGACAAACCCGUUAAGAAGCACCAAGUCUCCUGCCCUCCCUGAGCCCACCUGGCUGCCCCCCAGCUCUCUCCUGCUAUGCCAGCUACCUCCCUGCCCACCCCACCCCAAGGUUUUUGCCUAUUCUCCCAGUGUUUCUGCUACGGAUUGAAUAAACCUAGA
Lagenorhynchus albirostris (white-beaked dolphin) is the source of this 1448-nucleotide messenger RNA. RefSeq names its product cathepsin W (gene CTSW). Gene Ontology annotation, molecular function: cysteine-type endopeptidase activity. Gene Ontology annotation, cellular component: lysosome. Lineage: Eukaryota; Metazoa; Chordata; Mammalia; Artiodactyla; Delphinidae. Bases 12 to 1331 code for a protein of 439 amino acids. The record is from RefSeq and is a predicted model, not a curated record. The transcript is spliced from 8 exons.